Drosophila bipectinata is the source of this 2449-nucleotide messenger RNA. It is a transcript of the gene Cdc6, whose product is annotated as Cell division cycle 6. Gene Ontology annotation, biological process: mitotic DNA replication checkpoint signaling; DNA replication initiation; cell division. Gene Ontology annotation, cellular component: nucleus. Lineage: Eukaryota; Metazoa; Arthropoda; Insecta; Diptera; Drosophilidae. Gene Ontology annotation, molecular function: DNA replication origin binding; ATP hydrolysis activity. The record is from RefSeq and is a predicted model, not a curated record.
CUGAAUAUCUUCGCGCUUUUUUUUGACUACCAGCUGGCGUGGCACUAAUUCAGAAUAAUCCAUAUUAUUUUUAAGAGAUAAUUAUUAUUUAAAAAGAGCUACUAACUACAUGGCCGCCGUUCGACGCUCCACGCGCCUAUCGGCCGCUGCUUCGUCUCUGCCACCUACGCCGCAGUCGCAGUCGCUGCAAACGGCGAAACAAAGUGAAGUCAGAGGUCGGCGCAGAUCGGACGUUUGGAAAAUCAGACAACCGACUGUAGAAAUAAUUGAUAGCGACGAGGACUCUGAUGACCGCAUUAGCCUCGUUUCAGAGAACAACGAGAACCGCAGCCACCUGUUGAAUAAAAUGGACAACGGCAGCAGCAGGCGCAGGACGACGACAGGCUCAAGAGUUCAUAUUUCCGACAAUGAGCCACCGAAGACGCCACGCAGCAGUAAGAAAACAUCAAAAACAGCCGCUUCCCGAGCGAAAAGAAUCGAGGAAAAUGAAGAAGCGGUCAGGAUAUUUCUGGAGAGCAGUGAUGUGGAGGAGGAGGAUGUGGUCAACGCUUCUCCGCCCAAACAACGUAAAAUUCAACCGCUUCCUCAACAUCUUAUUAGUCCCUCGCGACUGCUGGACAGGCUCAGUAUAGAUGAGCGCCAAGAAGAGGACCCCAAGGAGACCAAGACUGAUAAAAAGCAAGAGAAACUUUCAAAGAAGAAAUCGCAGCCUCAAGCACAUAAAGACCAUCUUCCAGAAGAGAAGGAGGAAUCCAAAACGGAGGAGCCAAGCCUCUCCCCAGAAUUUAAGUCGCGCAACAAAUACCAAAACGCUCGUCGGGUUCUAAACAGUGCAGAGACUCAAAACUUACCCGGCCGGGAGCAACAGCUCCAAGAACUUCGAGAGUUCUUCACCAGUCAUUUGGAGACCCAAACCUCCGGAAGUCUGUAUGUCUCAGGCCAGCCAGGAACUGGCAAAACAGCUUGCCUCUCGCUACUGCUCCGCGAUCCGGAAUUCUCUAAAAGACUGCAACGUGUCUACAUCAACUGCACCAGUAUUGCCAGCGUGGGAGCUGUUUACAAGAAGCUAUGUUCAGAGUUGCAACUGAAAGUAAGCGGUCGCACGGAACGUGAUCACAUGGAAGCCAUACAGCGGCACCUAAGAACAGCCAAAAAGAUGCUCCUUCUGGUCCUAGACGAGAUAGACCAGCUGUGUACUAGCCGACAGGAGGUUUUGUACACGAUUUUCGAGUGGCCCGCCCUGCCCGGAGCCAGAUUACUUCUCGUUGGCAUUGCCAAUAGCCUCGAUCUCACUGACAGGGCUUUAAUGCGUCUAAAUGCCCGAUGCGAGCUAAAGCCUCGGCUUAUGCACUUUCCGCCUUACUCCAAGCAACAAAUUGUGGAGAUCUUCAAGUCGCGCCUGGCCGAGGCAGAGGUUUUGGACGUCUUUCCGCCAGUGACCUUGCAACUAUUAGCGGCCAAGGUGAGUGCGAUCAGUGGAGAUGUGAGGCGUGCUCUGGAUAUAGGAAGGAGAGUGGUGGAAAUAGCAGAGCAGCAGAAACGCGUUGGUGAAAAGGAGUUCAACAUGAAGGCCCUGGAACUCGAAGGCAAGGACAAAGAGGAGGCCAAAGAGAAGCAGGACACUCUAAAACCCGUCCAAGUGACACAAGUAGCGGCUGUUCUUAACAAAGUCUAUGGAGCCUCCCAGAACCUUGAGGCGGACAUCGAAGACGCCUUCCCACUGCAGCAGAAGCUAAUGCUUUGCACGCUAGUGCUAAUGCUUCGAAAUGAGCGAAACAAGGACAUCAGCAUGGGACGCCUACACGAAGUCUACCGCAGGGUGUGUGCCAAACGGAAUAUUCAUGCUCUGGACCAGGCAGAGUUUGCUGGCACCGUAGACCUGGUGGAGACCAGAGGCAUUAUACGCAUCAUGCGCAAGAAAGAGCCGCGACUGCACAAGGUUCUGCUCCAGUGGGACGAGGAGGAGGUACAUGCAUCGCUCAGCGACAAGCAGUUAAUCGCCUCAAUCCUCAGCGACACCGCCUGCUUGGGAAAGUAGCUGCCCGUCUGGAUAAUUACCUUAGGAAAUUAGCUUGGUUAAUUGCGCAUUUCUCUCAUUUUCGUUCACCUUGGGGACGAACAUUUCAGACUGUUUGAAACGAACGUAUAUAUAUAUGUAUAAGAAUACAAUUUUUGACGCUAAUUUUAAAAUUCGUGGCUGGCGCAAGCACAGAAAUAUUUUGAAAUAUCAUUUUGAGGGUCACUUUCGACAUUCUGCUGCUGCGGGGCAUUUUAAUUGAUUCGAAUCUUUUCAGUUUUUAUAUAGUAUGUGUGUCAUAAAUUUAAGUAAAUGUUGCGCCGCCUAAUCUAUUUCAAAUCCGAUCCGUUGACCAAUAAGCUAUAGACUAUUUCCUGUUAGCCCUUAAGUGCUUUAAAAUAAACCAAUACUACAAUAGAAAAAACCACAAAA